CCUACUCUCGAUAUUAUCCUCUCCCGGCUACCUAAUCCUGCGCAUUCCGAAUUUAACGGCAUUACUAAGCUGCUCUAUACGUUUAUCCUCGAACACGUGCUUACUACUAAGGGCAAGGAAGAAUACAGACGUACUCUCCGUCGGUUCGUCUACCCGCCUAGCUAG
Messenger RNA from Zymoseptoria tritici IPO323, 165 nucleotides. RefSeq lists its product as uncharacterized. Lineage: Eukaryota; Fungi; Ascomycota; Dothideomycetes; Mycosphaerellales; Mycosphaerellaceae. The annotation marks the transcript as partial. The record is from RefSeq and is a predicted model, not a curated record. The transcript has a single exon.